Molecule: messenger RNA, 4063 nt
Organism: Patiria miniata (bat star)
Lineage: Eukaryota; Metazoa; Echinodermata; Asteroidea; Valvatida; Asterinidae
Product: adhesion G protein-coupled receptor L2-like
Exons: 27
Coding region: 225-3518 (1097 amino acids)
Biological process (GO): cell surface receptor signaling pathway; adenylate cyclase-activating G protein-coupled receptor signaling pathway
Cellular component (GO): membrane
Molecular function (GO): carbohydrate binding; G protein-coupled receptor activity
Source: RefSeq, a predicted model, not a curated record
UAAAACUUUUUCAUGCCCCUUUAAGUUUUUGUCCGGAGGUUCAAUAUUCCCAAAAUUGUCCUCUGUCCUACACAGAAACUGACUCCCGCCCAGACAACCCAGGCGGCUUCUGGUCUAGCGGCAACAAUCUCCUCACGGACGACCGUUGGAUUUGGGGCACCGACCCGCGCCAUCCCGUAGAUGUCUGGUUCCAUCCAUCCUCCCGCCCGACCAACAACUGUCUCAUGCUCAACACGGAUCUCACCACGCAGUCCAGGAUGCGGCUAGAGGCCGCAGCGUGCGGGAGACAGUUGUACUUCGCAUGCGAGCUGACGGUGGAGGCUCUGUAUCAGGAGAGGACAUUUCAGUGUCUCUGUCCGGAGGGCUAUUCCGGGGAGUUCUGUCACCAUACAUCAGAUCUUCAGAUACAAGAAUCUUGUAGUGACUCUCUACUUGUCCUGACCUGUGACCACGACAAACACCUGAGCAUUGUGGGCUCCACCUUCCAUCUAGACAACAAUAAUGUCUGUCCGCCCGCCGGUGUGGCGCCAGUAGGCAACUGUCUGUUCAGUGCCUCCCAAAUUAACACCUACCUCCGAGAACUGAUCCUUCUACCCGGAUGUGAGGGUCAGACACGCUGUGAGGUCACUGUCACAGAUGACUUGAUACGGGAUCUUGAUCCCUGCCCUACCCAUCCAAAAUAUGUCAAGGUGCACUACAGGUGUCGAGAUACCUACAACGUACACACAGAGACCUGCCAAUCCCUCACAGCCAAGCUAUCAUGCCAGAAACCAUUAGGCCUGCCACACAUCCGCGUGGAUGUCGCAGCGUACGGACGGUUACGGGCAAGCUCAGUAUGCUCGGAGAGCACCUUACGUCCAGGGGAGUUAUCAGUGACAGACUGUCGCUCGCUCAUGACACUGGAUAUCGUAGCUAGAAGAUGUAACGGCUACGCCUCAUGUAACGUCACCGCGUCCGAUGACGUCUUCGGCGAUCCGUGCCAGGGAGUCUUCAAAUACCUUGACAUCAGUUAUCAGUGUUUAGCAAAUAUCACUGAAGCAACAGCAGCCUACCCUCUGACGUAUGGUGUGGCCACCUUAACCCCUCCAGUCUUCUGCCCGGCCGUCAACCGCUCCGGGGUUCAGUGGCGAACCACCCAGGAUGGCAAGACUGAUGUCCAGAGAUGCCCUGAUGGACAAGAUGGGUUAGCUUACUGGCAGUGUGACAAACAGAACCCAGUUCAGUGGUCUGCAAUGGGUCCAGAUCUCAGCCAGUGCACGUCACCAUGGAUCAAUGAUAUCUACAGGCAGAUUGAAAGUGAAUCGGUAUCUGCCGGCGUGUUAGCACAAUCAGUGCUGAAUAACACGGUAGCCAGCUCCACAGUACAGAACCGAGAUGUACAAAAGACAGUUUCUCUGAUGAAUGACCUACUACAACUCCAAGAUAAGCAGCUGACAGGUUUGGCAGAGCAGGAACAACAGUCUACUGUCGAGGCAUUUGGGGAGAUCCUGGUUGAAUUUGGAAGUAAUAUCUUGGAUUCGGACAAACAGAGCACAUGGGCAUCAGCAGCAACAGAUGAGGGUUCAGCAGCAUCGCAAACACCAGCAACUCCCACCGAUGUCACAGAGAAUCUGGAGAACACCGGCUUCCUGGUGGCUCAGUAUCUCAGCAGAGACAAGACUAAUGUUGUUAUUCACUCUGAAAAUAUCGUGAUGACUGUGGAGGCAAUAGCCAGUGAGAACGCAGGCAAAGCUGUCUUCUUCCAAGACACGCGGACGACAGAGGAUGGAACCACUGAUACGCUGAAUACCAUCACCCUACCACCGUCUGCUACACAGACCACAGGCAACAUGGGUUCUGCUCAGGUAGUCUUCCUCGUCUACAAAACUCUAGGGGAGUACCUGACCGACACCGCAAUCGAUGGCAUGGAAGCGAUAAGCAGGUCUGUGAAUGACACUGACUAUGACUUUAGCAAUGAGACGGAUGAGUCGCUUGGUCUGCAGCUAAAUUCUGCUGUCAUGUCUGCCUCCGCUAGAAAACAAGAGAAAGACGUCGAGACAUUUGAGAAUGAUGAGGAAGUACUGCUGACUAUCAAACAUACCCUGUCCAACAUAACUGGAAACGUGAGCUGUGUCUUCUGGAAUUCCUCCAAAAGUUUGGGGGGAAACGGUGCCUGGUCGGACAAAGGCUGUCGACUGGUUUCCAGUAACCAGACCCACAGUGCCUGUGCAUGCAAUCAUCUCACAAACUUUGCUAUUCUCAUGGACGUCACUGGUACCCACACCAAGAUUCCAGUGAUCCACGAGAAAGUACUGACAGUUUUAACGUUUGUUGGCUGCUCCAUUUCGAUCGUCUGUCUGUUCAUAUCUAUCUUCGCAUUCACAUUUUUCAGAAACAUUUGGAGUUUACGAGUGACAAUCCAUCGCAAUCUGUGCCUCAUGCUACUACUUGCCAAUGCGCUGUUCAUAGCCGGUGUGGAACAAACACAAAUAAAGAUACUGUGUUCAGUUAUUGCUGGCCUGUUGCAUUACUCCUUCCUGUCGGCCUUUGUGUGGAUGUCGUUAGAAGCCGUUCAGUUCUACAUUAUGCUAGUCCAUGUGUUCUCUACUCACUCCAGACACUGGCCGUACUACUUAGCUGGAUAUGGUAUUCCAGCAAUUGUUGUCGGUGUUUCUGCAGGCGUCAACUACACUGGCUAUGGGACAGACAGAUAUUGCUGGUUGUCGACGGAUAACUACUUCAUCUGGAGUUUUACAGGCCCAGUGGCUGCGAUCAUUGCAGUGAACGUUGUGCUACUGAUUGUAUCACUUCGCAUCGCCUACUCCUCUCGAUCAUCUAUCAAUAAAGGAAUCGCUCAGAACGACAUCAGGCCCUGGAUCAAGGGGGCCAUGACGCUUCUAUUCCUUCUCGGCAUCACAUGGGGCAUCGGAUUCUUCUUCAUUAAUCAACAGUCGCUGGUCGUAGCUUACAUCUUCACCAUACUCAAUUCCUUACAGGGUCUGUUCAUUUUCGUCUUCUACUGCCUCGGCAACGAGCGAGUGAAUUCCGAGAUGCGGAAGUUUGUGCAUCGUCAAAGAUGGCUGCCAGCUUGCAUCAGGGACCGGUACGGGAGGAACUCUGCUUCAAAUCAAAGCUGGAGUCAGAAAGGUGCAACUAUCAGACGUCAACAGGCUUGUCGCCCUGAAGUCUACCACAAAACAGACACUUCUGCCAUGACUACCUUGAACACGCUGAGCGAGGGCGAUAUAACAGAAACGACAAAAGACAAGUACGCAAACCCUGCCAUCGACGUGAAACUGGUGGACGACAACGACCAAGACAACAGCAGUCAGACCGCCAACAUGGAGUACGGCACCACCAACAUGGCGUAUGACACCAGCAGCCUGGCCGAAACGUGCAGCACAGUUGCCGAGGGAACCAACAUAGCGGACGGUAGCCAUAGCGGGCGUUCUUGGUUGCAUAACAAUGCCAUUAACACAAUCGUGGCCGAAAACAAGACGAAAAGUGACCACCAGUACCCGCCAGUUGAUUACGACUAGGGAAAAAUACACGGACUAAACAUACGUGUACAUGUACACUGCCAACUUUCCAUAGAAAGAUAAAGAGUUUGGAUAUCAUUCUUCUAGUUCUUCGUACAUUUUUGCCCCUUAAGUAUUUCAACAAAACAAGCAUGGCCAACAAGUAGACAUUUGUAUUUUCGGCAGAAAUUGGUUAAAGGUUAUUUAAGAAUUUGGUGGAAGCAUAAAUGAUGUGUUAUCAAAUUAAAAUAAUUAAUAUUUUACUAGAACUACUCACCAAAGCAAUAGUUUUACACAUUUUAGUGACUUUUAAUUUCAUUAGACCUAUUUAGAAGAUAAACACUCUCAAAAACAAGAUUGAUAAGCUAUAUUUCACAUACUUUAGCUUUAAGACAAUUUAUUUCUCACAAUCAUAGCUUGCAUACAAUUACUUACUAAAAUUCUUGCAUUUAUAAAAAAAAUUGUGGAUUGCUAAUCUCCUUAAGGAAUAAUUACAUGUAUGUGAUCAUAUUUCAACAAUUAUUUUGUUUUUAUUUAAAUAAAAAUGCAAGGUUAACCCCUUACAU